Messenger RNA from Arachis stenosperma, 1427 nucleotides. RefSeq lists its product as uncharacterized. The coding region runs from base 80 to 1195 and encodes 371 amino acids. NCBI's taxonomy places the organism in Eukaryota, Viridiplantae, Streptophyta, Magnoliopsida, Fabales, Fabaceae. The record is from RefSeq and is a predicted model, not a curated record. The transcript has a single exon. Gene Ontology annotation, molecular function: protein binding.
CAUGCAAAACAAACAAGAGAAAACCCUCCCACUCAACUAAGAUUCAAUCUGCCCCGUUUGAAUUACCGAAACUGUUAUUAUGGAAUCAUCGUCUCCGAUUUCCGAAUCCCAAACGGACCCUCUCUCAACCCCUUCCUUCUCCUCUCUCAACGAUCUCUGUCAUGACCUUACCUCCCUACAAGACCUCGCCACUCGCGGCGCGUGGCGCUCCGUCAUCGACAAGGUCUCACGCGCCAGGGCCCUCAACCUCCUUCAAAACCCUCACGACCAUCUCACCUACCUUGCCUAUAAUGCCCUUGCCUUCGCUAAACUGCGUCGUUUCAACGAAGCCUCCGCUGAGCUUGAUUCCAUGGAGGACCUCGAUAGCCACCAUUACCGCUACGAAACCUAUCCCAAAAUCUACCAUAAUCGAACCGGUUCCAUGGUCCCCUUCUCCCUUCGCUGGCUCCACGCUCUUCUUCCCAUCAAAUUAGGGCACAGAAAUCAAGGUGUGGAUCGCCUUUACACUCUUCUCGAUUUUGUUCGCCAGAAGAUCAGGGACAAGGAGACGAGCAAUCUGCAAGAUUCGGUUCAGAUCUGGAAGAAGAGAGAGGUAUUCGUUGUGAAUUGCAUAAUUGGGAACCAUUUGAGUCACAAGGAGUUCACCGUGUGCUUGAGCUUGUUGAAGGAGCUGCUUUCACAUGACUCUUUGGAUCCAUUGCUGGUUUCACAGCUUGGCUAUGUUCAGUUGCAGAUUGGGGACUUGGAAGGUGCAAAGGUUUCGUUCUCCAAGGUUGAGGGUUUGGUAGAGGAAGCAAAGAAGGGUAAUAACAAUGGUUCGUUGUUGUUGAGUGAGAUUGAGAUGAUGAACCUUGUGAAUAGAAACAAGGCUUUGGUGUAUUUGGUUGGGAAGGAUUAUGUCUCCGCUGUUAGAGAGUAUGAGGAGUGCAUUGAGAGGGAUGGUUCUGAUGUUGUUGCCUUGAACAACAAGGCAUUGUGUUUGAUGUAUCUCAGGGACUUGUCUGAUUCCAUCAAGGUACUUGAGAAUGCACUUGAGACGGUUCCUACCGUGGCACUCAAUGAGACGCUUGUUGUUAACUUGUGUAGCAUGUAUGAGCUGGCCUAUGUGAAUCAUUCGGAUAUUAAGAGGACACUGAGCAAUUGGAUCGCUCGUGUCGCCCCCGACGACUUUGAUGCAACUUGCACUCGGACAUGAGGUACUUUUUAUUUCAUAUGCAAUUUGCACUAUCCAACUGUAAUUGAUGAGUUUGUGAAUUUUUGUUGAUAAUUGUGGUGCUAUGGUAGUUUGAUGAAAUAAAUAGAUGAAACUUUAUAUUGAUAUACUGCUCCGAGUUAGUAUAUCAGGUAGAAGUGUGAUGUCUUAUUGACUGAGAGAUAUGGAACUUACAGAGGAUUGAUUUAAUGAUUUAUAAGUAGGUUAUUGGUUA